UCCAGUAGUGGUCAAAAGGAGUCAACAAGCACCAUUUCGAUGUCGAAAAGGGUUCACCUCACAAAAUAUGAUGGCUGCGGUGUCAUUUGAUCUUAAUUUUUUAUUUGUAUGCACAGGAUGGGAAGGCUCUGCUGCCGAUAUGAGAGUACUUCGAUGGGCAUGCGAAAGAGGUGGUUUCGUUGUUCCCGAAGGCAAGUAUUACUUAGUAGACUCGGGAUAUGCAAAUACUGAAAAAUUUCUUGCACCCUAUAGAGGAGAGCGUUACCAUAUUAGUCAGUUUGACGCAAGCACACGGGCCCGCGUUCAUCGAAAUCCACGAGAUUUGUAUAACCACCGGCAUGCUCAAUUAAGGAAUGUGGUUGAGAGGACAUUUGGCAUUUUGAAGAAGCGUUUCAAAAUUCUAAAUGUAGCAACACCGUUUUCGUAUAAAGUUCAAUGCUUGAUUGCUAUGGCAUGUUGUAUAAUACAUAACUUUAUUCGCCGUCACCAAGCAAAUGAUAACAUUUUUCCUGAUGAGGGUCCAGAUGAACAGAACGCUGAAAAUGAAGGUGGAGUGGACGAUUUAGUGGGAGUAAUUGAGGACUCCCAAAAUGGUGAGGAUCUACGUGCUAAUAUUACAAAUCAAUUGUGGAACACUAGAAUAUAAUUUUAUAUAAAUUAGAUAAUUGUAUUGAUAUUUGGUAGAAUUGAGUGUAGUGGUUAUAUUGUUAUUUGACAAUUGUAAGAUGAUGAUGUAUGAGAUGGAUAUGCUUUGUAAUACUUGCUUAUUUAUGCCUGUUAUGGAACAUGUAUUAAUGUUAUAUAUUGUGAUGAUAUUUUCUGCGUUGAAUAUUGGUAGGUAGAUAUGU
This is a messenger RNA of Ananas comosus (pineapple), 848 nucleotides long. RefSeq lists its product as uncharacterized. The record is from RefSeq and is a predicted model, not a curated record. The transcript is spliced from 2 exons. Bases 68 to 646 code for a protein of 192 amino acids. NCBI's taxonomy places the organism in Eukaryota, Viridiplantae, Streptophyta, Magnoliopsida, Poales, Bromeliaceae.